Messenger RNA from Homo sapiens (human), 950 nucleotides. RefSeq lists its product as uncharacterized. The transcript is spliced from 3 exons. The record is from RefSeq and is a predicted model, not a curated record. NCBI's taxonomy places the organism in Eukaryota, Metazoa, Chordata, Mammalia, Primates, Hominidae. The coding region runs from base 12 to 383 and encodes 123 amino acids.
AAUCGCCCCACAUGUCAGCGGUUGGUCGCCUCGCGGUGCAGUGCUGGGCACGCGAGCCCCUCCCGCAGUCAUUCUCAGCACAAGCACCAGCCUGGAGCCCCGCAGCGACAGAGCUGAGAGCCCCCAAGCCGCAGAGGUCGUGCGGAGCAGGUUGCAAAUGUCUUAGAAACACACUCCUGGACCACAGCUUCAAGAGACGCAAGCAGUCACCUCAUCUGCUGGUUUCCAAGCUGCCCUGCCAGAAGCAGGUCAGGGGUCCCACAGGGGUCCUCAGUAACUCCUCAAAAUCCUCUCCCAUCAAUGGCCCCACCAGAUCAUCCCUACUUUUGAAUGCUUGUCCAAUGCAGGUUCCAGGUUUCCUCUCUGACCACUUUUUGGACUGAAGAAUGGGCUCCAAGGGAUGGCUCCUGCCAUCUAGUGGCUUCCUGAUGUAUGGCAGAUUGUUCCUGGCUUUCAAAUUUCCACACCUUGAAAGAUGCCCAGGGAGCCUAUGAAAAGCCCAAGACCUGGCUGGGCGCGGCGGCUCAGGCCUGUAAUCCCAGCACUUUGGAAGACCGAGACGGGUGGAUCACCUGAAGUCAGGAGUUCAAGACGAGCCUGGCCAACAUGGCAAAACCCCGUCUCUACUAAAAAAUACAAAAAAAAAAAAAAAAAAUUGGGCGUGGUGGCAGGUGCCUGUAAUCCCAGCUACUCGGGAGUCUGAGGCAGGAGAAUCGCUUGAAGCUGGGAGGCAGAGGUUGCAGUGAGCUGAGAUUGCACCAUCGCAUUCCAGCCUGGCGACAGAGCAAGACUCCAUCUCAAAAAAAAAAAAAAAAAAAAAAAAAAAAAGAGAGAGAGAAAAGAAAAGCCCAAGACCUCGGGGCCAUCCCCAAACCUACUGUUAUCAGAUUUUGAAUCUAUCUUUUUUUCUCUUAAGAGACAGGCUCUCACUCUGUUGCCCAGGCUGGAGU